Ipomoea triloba (trilobed morning glory) is the source of this 1622-nucleotide messenger RNA. Its product is annotated as COP9 signalosome complex subunit 2. The transcript has 12 exons. Gene Ontology annotation, biological process: protein deneddylation. The record is from RefSeq and is a predicted model, not a curated record. Gene Ontology annotation, cellular component: COP9 signalosome. The coding region runs from base 125 to 1444 and encodes 439 amino acids. NCBI's taxonomy places the organism in Eukaryota, Viridiplantae, Streptophyta, Magnoliopsida, Solanales, Convolvulaceae.
CCUUACUCAGUUACUCACUCCUACCGUCUUCUGUAACUGUAUGAUACGGAUCAGUGUUUCUCUUCACCUUUCGGUUUGAUAUUUUCUUCGUCGAGUCUCGCUACGCUCUACACUAAAUUCAACAAUGAGUUCCGAUGCGGAUAUGGAGGAUUACGGUUUUGAGUACUCCGACGAGGAGCCCGAAGAGCAGGACGUCGAUAUUGAGAAUCAAUAUUACAACUCCAAAGGCCUGGUUGAAUCGGAUCCAGAAGCAGCACUUGAGGGUUUUGCUGAAGUAGUUAGGAUGGAACCUGAGAAAGCUGAUUGGGGAUUUAAAGCCUUAAAACAAACCGUUAAGCUGUACUAUAAGCUGGGGAAAUACAAAGAAAUGAUGGAUGCUUAUAGAGAAAUGCUGACUUAUAUUAAAUCAGCUGUAACACGUAAUUACAGUGAAAAGUGUAUAAACAAUAUUAUGGAUUUUGUUUCUGGAUCAGCCAGUCAGAACUUCAGCCUCCUCCAAGAGUUCUACCAAACAACACUGAAGGCUCUUGAAGAAUCAAAGAAUGAGAGGUUGUGGUUCAAGACAAAUCUAAAGCUUUGCAAAAUUUGGUUUGACAUGGGUGAAUAUGGGAGGAUGAACAAGAUUUUGAAAGAGCUCCAUAAGUCUUGUCAAAAAGAAGAUGGCUCAGAUGAUCAGAAGAAAGGAACACACUUAUUGGAGGUAUAUGCAAUUGAGAUCCAAAUGUACACUGAGACUAAGAACAACAAGAAACUGAAGGAACUAUACCAGAAAGCACUGUCUAUAAAGUCAGCAAUUCCUCACCCACGAAUUAUGGGAAUCAUUCGUGAAUGUGGAGGUAAAAUGCAUAUGGCUGAGCGACAAUGGGCAGAUGCAGCUACGGACUUCUUUGAAGCUUUUAAAAACUAUGAUGAAGCUGGAAACCAGCGGCGUAUCCAAUGUCUAAAGUACUUAGUAUUGGCUAAUAUGCUGAUGGAGUCUGAGGUCAACCCUUUUGAUGGCCAAGAAGCAAAACCAUAUAAAAAUGAUCCUGAGAUAUUGGCAAUGACAAACUUGAUAGCAGCAUAUCAACGAAAUGAGAUCCUGGAGUUUGAAAAAAUUCUCAAGAGUAAUAGAAGGACAAUAAUGGAUGAUCCUUUUAUACGAAAUUACAUUGAAGAUCUUAUGAGGAAUGUGAGGACUCAAGUGUUGCUCAAACUGAUCAAGCCUUACACAAGAAUUCGGAUCCCUUUCAUAUCCAAGGAACUUAAUGUACCUGAGAAAGAUGUGGAGGAGCUGUUGGUUUCGCUAAUAUUGGAUAAUCGUAUACAAGGACACAUUGAUCAGGUGAACCGGCUCCUAGAACGUGGUGACAGGUCAAAGGGGAUGAAGAAAUACACUGCCGUGGAUAAGUGGAACACACAGCUUAGGUCCCUCUAUCAGACUGUUAGUAACCGAGUGUGUUAAUUUUUGAGAUUUUUUGAGAGUAUAUUCUAUCUGAAAAUGUCACUCCUGGAAAACAAUAGAUUACAAACAUUAUGUUUACUUUUGCACCGAAAAUGUUUGUGGGUAGUGUAGAAGUGUCCAUUUACAGAGAUGUUGGCUCAAAUCUAGUUUAAAUGUUUUUGACAAGUUUGCUUACCAA